UAGCUCUAGUUCAGACAUGCUGGUCUUGAGUCGCCUCACCCAACUAUGACUUCUUAAAGAAACUGCACUUAACACAAGGUAAACCUUGGCUGAUGAAUGCAUCAUUAAACACAUACCUAGCAAUGACCAAAUAAAGAGAUCAGCCAUACUGAUAAAAGCAACCCAAUAAAGAAGUUGACUCUUUUGAAAAGCCUGAAACUACUACGCCCUAAAAACAAACACCUUACAUUUUUCUUUAUGGGGUGUUUCUAUAGUUCCAGAUGGGCGGACAGGACGCAAGUACUUUUACCAUACUGGCACUGUCACCAUACGGAUGUGAUGUCACCAUGGGUAUAAGAACAAACAGCCCCCAUGGCACUCCCAUUUUAAAUGCUACACCAGGAUAUCUGAGGCCCCAGCGGAGACUGACAGGGAUUGAGCAAAAGCAGUAUAAUGGCGUAUCAAACUGAGAUGAUCAGCUCUCAGCCUCAGGUCACCAUCAACAGCUACACGGUUACUUCCAUGAGCUCCUCCGACUGGAGCUCCAACGUUUGUGACUGCUGUGAUGACUGUGGCAUCUGUCUGUGUGCGACCUUCGUGCCUUGUAUCCUAGGCUGCAAGGUGGCUCAGGAUAAUGGGGACAGCUGCUGUGUGCCUUUUCUUCCUGGAGCCAUGAUUGCUUUGAGAACAAGCAUACGCAGCAAAUACCGCAUCGCCGGUUCCGUGUGUGAUGACUGGGUUAUCAUGGCCUGUCUGCCUCUCUGCGGACUCUGUCAGAUGGCCAGGGAGCAGAAGAUGAGAGGCUGUUGAAUGGUGGGAGAGGG
This is a messenger RNA of Esox lucius (northern pike), 803 nucleotides long. RefSeq names its product cornifelin (gene cnfn). Gene Ontology annotation, cellular component: cornified envelope. The coding region runs from base 433 to 789 and encodes 118 amino acids. NCBI's taxonomy places the organism in Eukaryota, Metazoa, Chordata, Actinopteri, Esociformes, Esocidae. The record is from RefSeq and is a predicted model, not a curated record. The transcript has 4 exons.